Molecule: messenger RNA, 1617 nt
Organism: Colletotrichum orchidophilum
Lineage: Eukaryota; Fungi; Ascomycota; Sordariomycetes; Glomerellales; Glomerellaceae
Product: amino acid permease
Exons: 6
Coding region: 1-1617 (538 amino acids)
Biological process (GO): amino acid transmembrane transport
Cellular component (GO): membrane
Molecular function (GO): L-amino acid transmembrane transporter activity
Source: RefSeq, a predicted model, not a curated record
AUGAGUUCACCACUCAAACAAGAUCAUCAUAUAGGGGAGGACAGGCACAUUGUGCAGGAUGAUGCCUCGGCGGAAGAAGUAGGGGUGGUUAGACAGCAGGAGACGUACGCCUUUGAUGAGUCGCGCAAGAUUGGUGUCACCGGGGCAGUCUUUCUCAUCCUGAACAAGAUGAUCGGUACCGGAAUCUUCUCGACCCCCUCCGGAAUCUUCCAGUCCACCGGCUCCGUCGGCGUCGCCCUCAUGCUAUGGGUCAUCGGCGGCGUCCUGACCUUCUGCGGCAUGAGCGUCUUUCUCGAGUUCGGCCUCGCCAUCCCCCGCUCCGGCGGCGAGAAGAACUACCUCGAGCGCGCCUACAAGCACCCCAAAUACCUCGCGACCUGUGUCCUCGCCUCGCAGAUGAUCCUCCUCGGCUUCUCGUCCGGAAACUCCCUCGCCUUUGGCCGAUACAUCCUCUUCGCAUCAGGGUCCGAGUCCCCGGACGGUUGGACUGCUCGUGGCAUCGGCAUCGCUGGCGCCACCUUCGCCGUCGGCAUCCACGCGAUUACACCCAAAUGGGGCAUCCGGCUAUUCAACGUCCUGGGCGUCUUCAAAGUUAUCGUCCUGCUGUUCAUCGUCUUUUCCGGAUUUGCUGCUUUGGCCGGCCGACGUCGCGUGCCGAACCCCCACAACUUUGAUAAUGCUUUCCGCAUCGAAGAGGGAGAAGGCUACGGCAACGGGGGUGUCUACGGAUACGCGACUGCUCUGCUUCGCAUCAUCUACAGCUACAAGGGCUGGGAGAACGCCAACUACGUCGUCGGCGAGCUGAAGAACCCGCGCAAGACUCUAGCCCUUGCCGCACCCCUGGCCAUCGGUGGUGUAACGAUUCUCUACGUCCUUGCCAAUGUCGCUUACUUUGCCGCCAUUCCCAAAACUCAGCUUGCAACCUCUGAAGUCAUUGUUGCAGGUGUCUUCUUCCGCAACGUCUUCGGUAACAGUGCCGGCGCCAGAGCUCUCCCAGCUUUCGUGGCCAUUAGCAACUUGGGAAAUGUGCUUGCUGUCAGCUUCGCCCACGCUCGUCUAAACCAAGAGCUGGCAAAGGAAGGCCUGCUGCCAUUCAGCACAUUCUGGGCAUCCAACAAACCCUUUAAUGCUCCGGCUGCAGCCCUCUUCUUACACUGGAUUGUCACCGUCAUUGUUCUAGUCGCGCCUCCGGCCGGACCAGCUUACAAUUUCAUUACCGACCUCUACACCUAUCCUGGCGCCUGGAUCAACGCAUUUGUUGGGAUUGGCCUCCUUUAUCUCCAAUGGAGCAAGAGGGAGAAUUGGACAUCGCCUUGGCACACGUACUUCCCCAUCACGAUCCUUUACGUCCUGGCCAAUGUCUUUCUGUGCAUUGUUCCCUUUAUCCCACCUACGGGAUCGUGGACCGCGGAAGGGUACCCGUACUACGUAUUCCCCAUUGUCGGCGUCGGCGUGCUCCUUCUCGGUGCCGUGUACUGGGGAUUUUGGACCAAAUUUUUCCCUGCGAUUGGCGGCUAUAAAAUCGUGGCUGAGAGGACGUACGACCAGGAAGGUCACGAAGUUAUCCGAUAUCGCAAGGUCAGCACGAAGCAUGGCCACUCAGGGCCCAUCGAUUAA